AAUAAAGUUGAUCACUUGGACAAAGCUGUUGUGUUUGGUUUUUUUCUACUAUUCUCACUGGACUGUUUGCUUAUUAAUAGUAGUAUGUAUGCAAAUCAUAGUAUUUUCAUUUUGUACUAACAUAAUCAGAGGUGAUUUUUAUGCGGUUAUUACUCCUCUCUCUCAGUUUUAAAGAAAAACAAGUGUCUAGUAUAGUGAAAUGAACGAAUAUAAGUAUAUAAAUAAAUAAUAAAUUUGUAAUAUUCCAAUGAGUAGAAAAAUUAGAUUUUCUGACGUUUCGUGACUGAGUGUAAGCCACUUCUUCAGAGAAUAAAUAACCGAAUUAAAAUUAAUCCAAGUCUAAAUACGACAACGGAACAAUAAGAAUAAUAUUUGAUCAGUCAAAGACAGGUCUGAACAAGUUAAUGUCAUGUCAUUUCUGUCAAGGUGUUUCAUAAAUAAUAUGUAUGUAAAUUUGUGUGUACUGUUUAAGGAUGAAAAAUUGUGUGACAUUUAUGUUGAGAAAAAAUCAGCGUUAAAAUCUAAUUCGAAUGAUCUAAGAAGAAUGGUUCAUAAUCUCUCGGACAGAAGCUUAACCAGUCGUGAAGUCACUACUAGAGAAAGGAAUAAAUUUCAAUUUACAUUGAAAACCACUUAGUACUCUUGAAAUUGUUCCAAUUAUAGAACCAAUAAUCGCACAACUACCGGAAAAAGAGUCGCAUUUAUUACAUCAAACAUUUCAAAAGAAGAAUUGAAGGCUCUGUAUUCGCUUCAAAAAGACAAAACGAUUUUCAUCACAAAAGGCAACAUAAUAGUAGUCAUAAAUAAAACAGAUUAUAUUCAUAAAGCUAUUGAACAUCUCUCAACAGGACCAUAUGAAAAGAUCAAUCCGAAAAAAUUCUCUAACGAUUAAAAAUAAAGUCAAAUCAGAAACAAGUCAACUUUUGAAAGAGCUAAAACCAGUCAUUUGUGUCUCGCUUUGGUUUGCUCUGCAUCCCAAAUCAUGUAAUGUUUCACGGUUUUAUGGUUUACCGAAAAUUCAUAAACCAGAUAUCCCUCUAAGACCGAUAUUAAACUUUACCAACACACCUACAUAUGAGUUAUCGAAAUAUCUAAGCAAAAUAUUAAAACUACUACAGCUUAACUUACAUAAUAUGAUUUAAGAUACAUAUGACUUUAAAUCAAAAUUAUCGGAAUUAAUUAUCGAGAAGAAUGAGAUCAUGGUAAGCUUUGAUGCACCAGUAUUCCCAUUGAUAAAUGCUUAGAAUUCAUUAGUGGUUUACUAGAGAACGACAAUACUCUUUCUGACAGAUGUCCUUUGAGCAUCAGUCUAAUCAUGAGAUCCUUAAAACUCUGCUUCAAUUCGACUCUAUUCACUUUUAACGGGAUGUUAUACAAACUAACGGUGUAGCAAUGGGAUCCCCCGUGUCCCCUAUCGUAGCCAACCUUUUCAUGGCACAAAUAGAAUCAAAUAUCUUCGCCCACGACAUUAUACCACGAAUUUGGCUUAGAUAUGUAGAUGAUACAUUUGUUGCGAUAAAAAAGACUCAUCUAAGAUCUUUUUCAGAACGGAUAAAUACACUUUCAUCUCACAUCAAAUUCACGAGUGAGGAUGAAAAUGGUGAGCUACCAUUCUUAGAUUGCUUAGUGUAAAGAAACCUAAAUGGAAUUCUAAAUCUAUCCAUCUACCGUAAGCCUACACAGUCUAAUCGCUAUAUUGACUUCUAUUCAGUACAUCCUUUCAGUUCUAAGAUCUCGCUCUUUCUAGAAGAGCUAACAAGAUCACCACAUCAGAAGACAAACAAAAAGAAUGUAAUUAGUAUCUUACAAUUUAAUAAUUUUCCUAUGAAGAUUAUCAGAAGUAUGUUAAAACAAGACGGUUUAGUGCUUUAUAAUAAUAAUUCGAAUGAAAUACCAUUGAUUGGCACUGCAGUUCUACCAUACCGUCAUGGCACAACAGAAGAACUCCAAAGAAUCUUAAAACAACACAGAAUUAAAGUAUAUUACAAAACAACGAACACACUUCGAAAUACUUUAAUUCGCUUAAAAUAAAAAAUCCCUUUCAUGUCCACACAGAACUGCGCCUACAAAUUAGGUUGUAUCGAUUGUGAUGCCUUCUAUAUUGGAGAGUCAUCUCUAGAAAUCUUGACUAGAGCCAAAGAACAUAUUAGGUACACAAAGAAACCUAACAAUCCCGUAGAAUUGGAUAAACUUCAAAUUAAAAAUCGGCACUAGCAGUUCAUGCGAUUUUCAACGACCACCAAAGUGAUUUCAAAAAUAUCAAAAUAUUGCAAAAACGCUUCUCCAAUUACAAAUAAAGGAGAGUAGCUGAAGCGUUCCUUAUAAUAUUUAAUCCUACUUCUCUCAAUAGAAAAGAAGGCCUUAUCAUACAUCCUACUUGGACUAUCUAUCCUAGCCAUUCACUCUGAUCUUAUUUACAAUUCACACUAUCAUCUCACAAAUUAAACUCGAUCCUUUCUCACUAUAAAUGUCACACAAUUUUUCAUCUUUAAACAUUACACACAUAAGAACACACAAAUUUACAUACACUUAUAAAUCACCUUGACCGAAAUGACAUGACAUUAACUUGUUCAGACCUGUAAUUCAGAUGCUGUAUUUCAUUUACCAGAAAUAGACGCGUUUUUGUGUAAUCUCAACCGUUAUGUAAGCAGUGAAGUGCCCAACAUAUUUGUUUUGUUGUUUUACUGAAUUUCCGUGAUUUAAUUUUUGCUAACUAUAAAAUCCUCUAUUUGGUGAUUUCUAUACACUGAAAUGGAAACGAUACUCAUAAGUUUAUCAUGACCACAGUAUGUAAAAAAUAAUGAUAAGCAAAUUUGUAAAACCCUUCAUAAUCUUUUGGGAUAAUGAGUUCGCCUGUUGAUUAACUCAUCUGUUCAUCUUUGUGAAGAUCGCAAAUUCAAACGUUACUUCACCACUUUCACUAGGAUUAACCGUAAAGCAUCAUUAAAAAGUAUAGCACAAAAGCGUCUGACUUAUGAAGCGCGAAUUACGUAACCAUAUAUAUUAGGUAAACAAUACAAAGUGAUAGUAAGUAGUCCACCGGUUUUCUCGCUAUCAAUUUGUACUUUUUACUUAUUAUGUGUGGUUACAUAAUCUAUUUCAUCGGGAUCACUGACUCAUAAGCUACCUAGAUUUAUUUAAUAUUUUCACAUACAUAUAUAAAUAUUCAUUUAUAUUACAGCAAUGCCUUAUAAUGAUCUUACUGAAAAUAACAUUAUUCGCCUAUUUUUGUUGUUCCAAUGUUCAUCUUAACCAUACACCAUAUUGUAAACUUUUGAAAUUUACCAUUUAAAUAGUACUAUUUUCAUCUCUCCUAAGUCAUGUGGUAUAUCCAUCCGUUUGUGUGUAUAUGUUGUGUGGCAAAAGAAUUCAUUUACGGUUGAUACCAAGGGAUACCUGAUAGUAUCUACAUUAACCGUACAGUGAAGAAGCAGAUUGUCUUAUUUCCCAACAGCUAAAUCAAUCGUAAGUCAGUCAUUGGUAAUGUGAGAUGAGUGUCACAUGGAAUAAAGAUAGAGGCAAAUGGAUCUUCCGUUCUAUCCCUUGUAUGUGUACGCCGAUAAAAGAGAGGGAGUCAUGAAUAAUAAUGUGGCAGUUGUCCAAUACUUUUCGGCUUUUCUUGCAAUUCCAACUCGUCAGUUUGUAGUGGAAAUAACUUCCACACUGUAUUUUUUCUUUAAUCACAGUUCAAUUGUAACUAUUAUUACUGUUAUUCAUUUGAAGAUCGAGUUUCUUUAUUUUUCUUGUGAACAUUUAGAAAUUCUCUUCUCUAUGCUAGAAAAUCUAAAUCCAGUGUUACAUGUACCUGUAAAGCCUCGGCUAAAUAGACUAGGCUUAAAUAUUAAUAACUUUGAAUGGGAUGGUCAACGUCAACUUAUUGAUAAAGCAGAAAUAUUUGAUCAUAUUCGUGAUAUUCGAGAUCCUGAACAUCCUCAUAGUCUUGAAGUGUUAAGUGUAUUAACUGAUGAUUGGAUUAAUGUGAAUGAUGCCGAAAGUUGGGUUUGUGUUGAAUAUUCACCAACAAUUCCUGGUUGCAGUAUGGCUACAUUAAUUGGAUUGGCUAUUAAAGUGAAAUUAAUUCGUUCACUUCCUCGACGAUUUAAAAUUGAAGUCAAGGUGAAACCUGGCACACAUGAUUCUGAAGAUGAAAUUAAUAAGCAACUUGCUGAUAAAGAACGUGUGGCAGCUGCUUUGGAAAAUCCCGCCCUGCUUAAACUAUCACACUUCCGAAUUUCGCACUACACGGGUGGUUGGAUCAUAUGUUGUUUUGAAGCUUCUUUAUUCAUGGUUCUCAAUGAGCGUACGUCACAUAUUGUUGUUGACACAGCACCUUUUGUAAAACGUACACGUCUUGAGACUUUCGGUGCAAGUAUUUACACUAUACCACAAGUUUUAGCUGAAAUAAAAGAUGUUCAAACACGUGAAUAUAUGAAUUGUUUACCAUAUGCCCUGAAUUGUCAAGUACCAGAAACUAAUUCUAUUAACAUAAUUAAAGGUAUUGCAAAACAAACUGGGGAUCUGUCAGUUCUUUCUGCAACAGAUAUUAACGUGAUCGCUUUAACUUAUGAACUGCAUAAAAGAUAUAUCGGCGAACCAAAAAUUAAGGAUGUGAAACCUUUGCCCAGUAACCUUGGGUCUUUAGCUCGUUCUCAAUUGCCAAAAUCGAACACAAAAAGCAAUCCAUCCGUUGAUGUAUGUGAUGGGGCAGAAACAUCUGGAUCUGAAAACAGUGAUACAGAAACAUCUGAACCGGAUGAUGAUGAUUGGAUAACAGAAAAUAACUUUGAUGAGAAGGCCAUGACUAAUUUUGGGCUUGGAGGAAAAAUUGCAGAUAUACUGGAACCAAUCAAUGAAGUUGAAACAAACGUUGUAGCUUGCUUGACAACUGAUUUUGCUAUGCAAAAUGUUCUUUUCCACGCAGGUCUCGACAUAGUAAGCAUAAAUGGUUUGCGUAUUCGUCAACCAAGAACACACUUACUUUGGUGUUGUGCUUGCUUUAAGCCUACUAAACGUACGGACACAUACUUUUGCCCAUGGUGUGGACAUGCUAGUCUACGUCGAAUCCCAGUUACUUUACACGAAGAUGGCCAGUUAGAAUUUCACUUUGCGAAAAGAUUUGUGCACAGACGGCGCGGUUUAAAACAACCAGUAAGAAUCCCAAAGGGUGGAAAGUAUGCUGACGAACCAAUUUAUUGUGCAGACCAACGUAUUCCUGACCGAAGACCAGCCCGUCCUAAAAAUCCAAAAGUGCUUCCAUUAGCUACUAACGGCUUAUUGGGAUUUGAAGAUGAAGAACUAUCCAAUGUUUUGGAAUUCCAAUGUAAUUUAAGCAAUGCAUCAUCAGUGGUGUUCCCAUUAAAUGACGUUACUAGUCGAUCUGCACUCUGUGGUAUUCGAUCUGAUCACCAAAUACCAAGCAGAAGCUAUUUACAAGGUGUACAUGCUGAACAUGGCCUUAAACCAACAAGAGGCAAGGCUCAUAUAGUUAGACCAAGAACAGGAAAUAAGAAGAAACAUAAAUCUUAA
This is a messenger RNA of Schistosoma bovis, 5526 nucleotides long. NCBI's taxonomy places the organism in Eukaryota, Metazoa, Platyhelminthes, Trematoda, Strigeidida, Schistosomatidae. The record is from the annotation of a GenBank genome assembly.